Macrosteles quadrilineatus (aster leafhopper) is the source of this 1542-nucleotide messenger RNA. RefSeq lists its product as uncharacterized. Bases 273 to 1382 code for a protein of 369 amino acids. The record is from RefSeq and is a predicted model, not a curated record. Lineage: Eukaryota; Metazoa; Arthropoda; Insecta; Hemiptera; Cicadellidae. Gene Ontology annotation, molecular function: oxidoreductase activity; FMN binding. The transcript is spliced from 10 exons.
AUACUGAAAUAAUAAUGUUAAAAUAAUGUAUUUAAUUUAGUUUGAAAACGGGUGAUUAGUUUUGUGAUUUGAACAUUUGUACUACUUAAAGCAGCAUUUUGGUCACAGUUUAAUUGCAAAAGUGGCCCUGUCUGAUAAGAAGGCUGAUUGUAAGGGGACAAGUUCCAACAUCAUCUCUGUAUCAGCUGAUUUUCACAAGACAUUUGCAGUAGCAGUCAGUAUACCUAUUUGAAGGGACCGCCCUUGUACAGGAGUAAUUCUUUUGUCAGAAUAUGUCAGGCGACAAGUUUUGCUGUGUUGAUGACUUUGAAACCUUUGCGUUAUCAACAUUGCCAAAACCUGCAGCUGACUACUACAGCAGUGGAGCUGAACAUGGCCACACUUUGGGUCUCAAUAGAGAGGCCUUUCGAAGGCUGCGUAUUCGCCCAAGGAUGCUGAUAGACAUGACGGGGUUGACAAUGUCCACUACAGUACUGGGGGAGAGGGUCUCGCUACCCAUUGGCAUUGCUCCAACAGCCAUGCAGAAAAUGGCUCAUCCACUCGGAGAGUGUGCCAAUGCCAAAGCGGCUGGAGCGUUGGGAACAAUAUUUACAUUGUCAACGAUAGCCACUAGCAGCCUAGAGGAACUAGCCACUGACGCUCCUCGGACUAUCAAAUGGUUCCAGCUGUAUAUCUACAAAGACAGGGAAGUGACAAAGAGACUAGUCCAGCGUGCAGAAAAUAAUGGAUUCAAAGCAUUGGUUUUGACUGUAGACGCACCUAUCUUUGGCAUCCGAUACCCUGAUGUGAGAAACCAGUUCUGUUUACCACCACAUCUCAGGCUUGCAAACUUUGUAGAUGAAAAAGCAACUCAAAUCAAUGAAGUGAAGGACAAUCAGUCAAGUCUGGGUGCGUAUGUUGCUUCGCUGUUUGAUCAAGGAGUUACCUGGGAUGAUGUGAAGUGGCUGAAAAGUAUCACCAAGCUUCCGAUCGUACUAAAGGGGAUCCUGACAGCAGACGACGCUAUCAUUGCUGCCAACCUUGGAGUGGCUGGCAUACAAGUGUCCAACCACGGUGGAAGACAACUUGACACUGUCCCAGCUACGAUAGAAGCGCUCCCUGAAAUUGUAAGAGCAGUUGGAGAUAGAUGUGAAAUAUACUUUGAUGGAGGAGUCCGAACUGGUACAGAUGUGUUCAAGGCACUUGCUCUGGGAGCAAGAAUGGUAUUUGUGGGCCGGCCAGCACUGUGGGGGUUGACACACAGCGGACAGCAGGGGGUGGAGAGAAUACUCAACAUUCUCAAGAAAGAACUUCACACAACAAUGGCUUUGGCAGGUUGUUCUUCAAUAGAAGCCAUCACAAAAUCCAUGGUCGUCCAUGAAAACUACUACAGUCAUCUAUAACCAAUUGUCAAAUAAAUAAUAUAUUUUGUUGUAUAUUCCACAGAAAACUUGAUGGAAAAUUAUUUUUUAUUAAAUUGGCUAAGUUCUAACUGUGAUUUAAGUGUCACUGUUUAUGUUCAUGUUUACAGUCUAAAACUUUUGCCAAACAGCUACUUAACAG